Molecule: messenger RNA, 201 nt
Organism: Puccinia triticina
Lineage: Eukaryota; Fungi; Basidiomycota; Pucciniomycetes; Pucciniales; Pucciniaceae
Exons: 1
Coding region: 1-201 (66 amino acids)
Source: RefSeq, a predicted model, not a curated record
AUGAAGGUGCGUGGUCUUCCCGAAGCCAAUCAUUUCACCUCAGCAUUACGAUGUGCCGACAAGAACGAGGCAGUGAUACAUCACCCCAAUGUCGAUAUGAUCCGGGAGUUGAAGGAAACGCUGGAUAAUUGGCGUUCUCGAAUGACCGGAUGUUAUGAAGAUGCCUACAACGUCACUCUACCGCCCGAAAACAGAUUCUGA